AUGAAUGCCGCCGUUCGUGCCCUUCACCAAGUAACCCUAUCCAUUGACUGCGUCAAGAAGCUUCCCCCACUCGAGCCAUACGAAGGUCUUGAUUCUCCUCCCCAGCUCAUGUAUCAAGAUCAGAUUGGUUGGAUCACUAACUACGCAACCAACAACGCCUGUUGCCCCAUUAUCCUCUCAAAUGCCAAAUCCGGAUCUUGGCAACAAAUGCUCAUGAAUAUCGAAACCGUCAAUCGACUCCGUCAUCCAAAUGUUCAACAAGAAUACAUCAAAUGGAGAAGUCAAGAUAUGCUUGUUCGACGUCUGUGGCCCAAAGCUAUGUUUCCGGGGAUGGAUCCUGAUGAGCUUUAUACACAAAUCCGCAAAAAUUACUGCACAGCCGCGAGAAAAUUGACCGGGGAGUUGGAUGAACAGGGUUUGGAUUACGAGAGUGCGCUGAUUCAACUAAAGAAGACAUAUAACAAGAAACUCGCAGCAGCACGUAAAGCAAAGGCGGGUACGGGUAUAGGCGAGUUUCUGGAUCGUAUCUGUGCUAUUAAGGCGAUGAAGAGUAAUCGAGAGGCUGGUGAGAUGGAGGCAGAAGAUGAGUUUGUGGUUGUGGAGGUGGAGGAUGGGGAUGUGGAUGAGGGUGAGGGUGAGGGGAAGUGCGAGGAGGAUGAUUGGGAUAUGCUUUGA
Sclerotinia borealis F-4128 is the source of this 675-nucleotide messenger RNA. The record is from the annotation of a GenBank genome assembly. Lineage: Eukaryota; Fungi; Ascomycota; Leotiomycetes; Helotiales; Sclerotiniaceae.